AUGAUUUUUACAAAACCGAUGGGUCAUGAUUCCAGGCUUCAUAGGGUUCUGCUGCUAAAGAACAUGGUAGAUGGUGGGAAUGACCCAUACACUAAAAAGAUACAAGAGCAUCAAGACAGCUUCGAAGAACCGAUCUUCUUACCACUGAUAACUCAUACCAAUGUCCCUCAGAACAUAAUAUCGAGAUUUGCAGAUAGAGCAGAUAACUUACAGGAUGACUAUGAUUUUCUAAUCAUCACAUCUCAAAGGUCAAUAGAAUGUUUAAAUCUCCCGGAAUUGAAGCAUAUUAGAAACAAACUUAUUGAUAAACCAACUUAUACCGUGGGACCAGCAACUUCCAAUUUCUUAUCUAGUCUUGGUUUCACGGACAUUAGAGGUGGUAUACACGCCGGAAACGGCAUGAAACUAGCUUCGAUAAUUGAUAAUGAUUACCCAGCUGGUGGUAAAGCUUUAUUUUUAGUUGGUGAAAUACGGAAGGACAUUAUUCCCAAGUACCUGAGACCUCGGAACUUCACAGUUGAUGAAAUCAUAAUGUAUAAGACUGCAGAACUGUCGGAUUCCAUUGUUUGGUUCAAGUCUUACCUAGACAAAUGUGAUUGGAUAGUGGUAUUCUCACCUCAAGGAAUGUCGGACAUCCUUCAGUAUAUGAAGCAAUAUAGUAAAGGUGCCAGACCAUUUAAAAUUGCAUGUAUUGGGCCUACGACUUGCGAAUUCUUGAAUUCAAAUGGCAUUGAACCUGAUCUGGUCAGUCCCAAACCGGAUGCUAACUCCUUAAUAGCUGCUAUAAAGGAAUACGAAGUAAUUAGUCGUUUAUCACAUAGCAAUGGCGAUUAUUGA
Messenger RNA from Nakaseomyces glabratus, 837 nucleotides. RefSeq names its product uroporphyrinogen-III synthase HEM4 (gene HEM4). Gene Ontology annotation, cellular component: cytosol. The record is from RefSeq and is a predicted model, not a curated record. Gene Ontology annotation, biological process: uroporphyrinogen III biosynthetic process. Gene Ontology annotation, molecular function: uroporphyrinogen-III synthase activity. Lineage: Eukaryota; Fungi; Ascomycota; Saccharomycetes; Saccharomycetales; Saccharomycetaceae.